This is a messenger RNA of Aspergillus niger, 1659 nucleotides long. RefSeq lists its product as uncharacterized. Lineage: Eukaryota; Fungi; Ascomycota; Eurotiomycetes; Eurotiales; Aspergillaceae. Gene Ontology annotation, cellular component: nucleus. Gene Ontology annotation, molecular function: transcription cis-regulatory region binding; DNA-binding transcription factor activity. The coding region runs from base 1 to 1659 and encodes 552 amino acids. The record is from RefSeq and is a predicted model, not a curated record. The transcript is spliced from 6 exons. Gene Ontology annotation, biological process: positive regulation of transcription by RNA polymerase II.
AUGUUGACCAAGGUAGUCAGGUAUUAUCGGGAGCCUUCCGAUGGCUUUUCAGCGUAUAGCUCUGAUCCCUUACACGACGAGUUGCCUAAUGAGACCCGUCCGGGGGACGCCCGGACGGAAGAUAUUCAACCUUCGCUCAAUAUUGCCUCAUAUGAUCCUGUCCGGGCGAACUCAAAUGCCAGAAGGUCGCUUGUUAACGAGGUCACUAUCGAAAGUCUGCUGUCCCCCGCGCAGUCAGGUAGUAUAAGCGAUAUCGGUGAGAACAGGCUGCGACAAGAUGAUCCAGUACAAGUGCGGCAGUUGGUAGACAGUCCUAGUUCAUAUGCGCUGCCGUUCUCUUUAGGACUGGCUGCGUCUCGGAAUGCGUCACGGUUGCCGGAGCCCUCAAUGCCAAUAACAAGCGAGGAAAGUGCCCAUUUGUUCUCGUUAUAUCUCUAUGAGACUGGGACUUGGUGUGAGACCACUGAUUCGGAGAGGCAUUUCACACUGAGCAGUGUCCACCAGAUGCUGGCUUCGAAAUCGUUCCUUGCAUCGGCCAUCGCAUUGGCAUCGCGACAGCGAGAUGCCGUCCAGGACCAGCAAAGAUCAUUGACACUCGAGCUAUAUCAAUAUACAAUUCAACUCUUGCUCCGUCAGGAUCCGGAUGAAGCAAGCGUAGCCGUGUUGGCGACUUGCACUCUUCUUUGCGUCUACGAGAUGAUGGCGUCAUGUGUGUGGGAGUGGCGGCGUCACCUGAAGGGCUGCGCCAGUCUCUUGCAUUCUCGAAAAUGGAACGGUUCAUGUAGCGGCAUUGUAAAGUCCUGCUUUUGGGCCUUCGCUCGAAUCGACGUCUGGGCUGCCUUCAUUAGCUGCAAGCGGCUUCUCAUUCCUACUGACUCGUGGGUCGAUAAUAGCUCCAUUCCGUUGGUAGCAGCCAAUGGCACGCUUGACGAUUAUUGCAACUUGGCAAUUCUGGUCUUUGCACGGAUCGUGAAUCUCCGAGCGGACGCCCAGCUUUGCCAUAGGGAUAGCGAUUCUGUGUACUACUCUUCCGUCAAAAACCUCUGGGACGAACUUCAAGAGUGGUGGCGCCUGCGUCCCAAAGAAGUUUGUCCCCUACUCAGGGAGACGCCGAUGGGCACGAAUCCUUUUCCAGCUGUGAUAUUUUCCCGGUCAUCUUCCAUUUGUGGUAAUACCUUUUAUCAUGCUGGCUCUAUCUUACUCCUUCAAUCUGGCUGCCUCAGGAGAAGAGUCGAGACUCCCGACUCUAUAAUGAGUCCUGUCUGGCAUGCUCGUGAACUUGGCGGGAUUUCUGUUUCGAAUAUUUCACAGUAUGUACCUCGCUGUUGCAGUUUGCGGAAAGAGCUGACCAGGUCCGCGGAAUACAGUCCUAACUGGGUUAAUCAAUUACAACCUCUUUAUAUUGCUGGCACGGCGUUUUCAGAAAAUCACGUCAGCUUUUUCCAAAACACAACCGGACGUGACCAGUCCACGCGGGUUAGCUCUCGCCUAGAGGUCCCUUGGGGCCGCCCGGUUCCUCCAGUGGCCGCAGAUAUAAGCGAAAAGUAUGCCUCCGAGAAGAUCGCGCUUUUAAAGCAACUGGCAAGAAUUGAGUCUGAGACAGGCUGGAAAACCUCAGACCGGGCCUCGGAGUUGCGGAACCUCUGGGGAUUUCGGUAG